UGUCAAAUUAUUCUGUAUGAACUGAGGUAAGAAACAGUUGACUUGUAUCGGCGACAUAUGAACAGUAUGUAUGCCCGUGCUGACUAUAGCUGGCCAAUACCUGCUGAUCAGUCACAUGGUAAAGGAAUCCUAUACACCUGAGUGACGUCGUCGACUUGGAUCAGUCGAUGUCUGGCGAGUUGGCAGUAUUGCCUCGGCGUGGCUGUCGUUAUGUGAUCUUUAAACUCGGAUUAAUAACUUGACAUAGAGACUCGCCUAAUGACAAGGAAACAUGAGACAAAAAGAAGAUGGCAUACAUGGAAAUAAGUAUUGAUGGGACUCCACUGUAGUAGACUCUAAAAAAACGUAAAACCUUCACUUGCCGCGGACACAGUACAGUGACCAAUCAGUUGAAGCAGUGCCUGAUGUUUGCAUGUAUAAAUCAUGAAAGCUGAAGAUGAAGACAUCACAAACACAGCCACCACGAUUCCCGAAGAUGAUAAAAUCCCACCUGGGGAAGAGGUUUCCUCACCAGCAGAGGACAUUCCUAGUAAAGUUCCUCCUGAAAACAAGGAGGAGAUGGAUAAUGAACCCAUCAAACCUGAGGAGGAGAAGCCAAAACCAUUCAGCAAAAUGUGCCACUUCAGGAAGUUUACAGAGAAAACAUAUGAGGAACUUGUGAUACGAGAGAAGUCAGAGAAGUUGAAAGCACAAGAACGGCUCAAGAAAGGGCAAACAGCACGUCUUGUUGAUGGUGACCUUAGGUUUGGCGAUGAUGAUGAAGAUGAGCAGCAUGUGGAACCAGACCCUCUUCUCCAUGAGGGAAAUACACUCACAGAAAACUAUGGAGUUUUUCCAACUCCUUACUGUGGUUGGCCUAUUGAAGAGAUUGACCAAGGGAUUAAGGACAAGACAUUUGUGGUCAUUUCCAGACGAGUCACAAAGAAGACUAUAUACCGGUUUUCAGCAACUCGAUCUUUCUACAUUUUCUCCCCAUGGAGUCCUAUACGAAAGAUGGCUGUGUUAAUCUCCACCAAUCAGUUCUUUGACUACUUAGUCAUCCUUACCAUCAUCACAAACUGUGUCUUUCUUGCUUUACCAACCAUGACUUUCACAGAAACCUCUGAAUAUGUGUUCUUAGGAAUAUACACAUUAGAGAUGUUUAUCAAGUUAAUAGCAAGAGGAUUUUUUAUCAACAAAUACACCUAUUUAAGGGAUCCGUGGAACUGGCUGGAUUUUAUUGUCAUAGUCAUAGCGUAUGUCACAACUAUCAUCCAAGCUGCAGCUCCAGGCUUUUCAGUUGGCAAUCUCACAAGUCUGCGGACAUUCAGGGUAUUCCGAGCAUUAAAAACAGUGUCCAUUAUACCAGGUCUGAAGACUAUAGUUGGUGCCCUGCUUCGAGCUUUCAAGAUGCUGAUUGAAGUGAUAAUGUUGACAGUGUUUUGUUUGAUGGUGUUCGCUCUGUUUGCUCUGCAAGUGUACAUGGGAGGACUCAGACAAAAGUGUGUCCUGAACUUUAACCUCACACAGUCCGAUUCUAUAUAUGUUACCCACUACACUGAACAUAUACGGAACUCAAGCAACUGGCUGGCUGACGGUGAUGGAGGGUAUAUGCUGUGUGGAAACAUCACAGGAUCAGGACAAUGCCCUGCAAACUACACCUGUUUACCUGACAUUGGAGAAAACCCAAAUUCUGGCUAUACAAACUUUGACCACUUUGGCUGGGCCAUGCUGAAUGCCUUCCAACUCAUCACCCUGGACUUCUGGGAGGACACUUAUAAUAAGGUGAUCCGAGCUAGUGGUCCCUGGAAUUUGGUGUUCUUCAUCCUGGUGGUAUUCUUUGGCUCCUUCUACCUCAUUAACCUCAUGCUGGCUGUCGUCGCCAUGUCCUACGAGGAGGAAGCAGUGCGUGCUGGGAAGGAGAAAGAACGAGAAAAAGCUAGCCAAAGGAAAAAAAUGAAUCAAAAUCCAAUUUACGACUUAACAAAAAUAACCAUAGCGAGCAGGAAAAUGAAAGGUGACGAUAAGAAGAAGAAAGAUAAGAAGGCUGAAUUGAAAAAAAAUGAUACACAAGGAACAGAAGGGCUGAAACAGCCACAGAAAAAGCCUAGACCUCCUGUGAACCCUAAAAAGCCCAUGGUCAAGAUCCCAAGCAAGGACAGUGGCUACUCAUCCCGAAGUCAAAACAGCAGUCGUUCAGUGGGGAGUAGGGUUCUCAAACACAGAGACAGCAGAGAGAGGCUGAAGAACCCAGAAGAUGCUGAAACAGACAGUGAAGCUAGCAGCAGCAUCAACUAUGCCUUUAAGGGAACACUGAUCAAACAGAAUAGCCGUGGUAAUGGAUUUUUGAAAGUGUCUUCGUCCGGAGUGAUAUUUGAGAGGGAAUCCACCGUCAGUGAACUCAACAGUCUUGAAGAGAACAAAGAGACAAGUGUUGUUAUAAUCAGAGCGGAUGAAGACCCUGACGUUGUUCCCGGCCCAAAUGAGCUUGUGGACAGAAACUGCAUCUGUUGCCGUAGUUGCUGCAAGUGUUUCAUACCCCUGCUCCGCACUGAGGGCAUGGUGUAUGCCUUCAUCAGUGACCCCCUGUUUGACCUGUUCAUCACCCUCAGUAUUAUCCUCAACACCAUCAUCAUGGCCCUGGAACAGCAUGGGCAGUCAGAACAGAUGAAUGUCCUCAUCAAAGUGGCAAAUUAUGUGUUUACUGCAAUCUUCAUUCUUGAAGCAGUUUUGAAACUGUAUGCUCUCAACAAGUAUUACUUCAAGAGUGGCUGGAAUAUCUUUGAUCUGAUCAUCGUGAUCGCCAGUAUCAUUGAUUUAGGGUUUGAAGAAGUGGAUGGUCUUUCUGUCUUUAGGACCUUCAGAUUGCUCAGGGUGUUCAAACUUGCACAGUCAUGGCCAACAAUGAGGAUAUUGCUGUCAAUCAUCUUGAGCACUCUGGGUGCCCUUGGAAACCUAACCAUUGUGCUGGCAAUCAUUAUCUACAUCUUUGCUGUAACUGGACUGCAGCUGUUUAUGUCAACCUACACACCAGAAAAGUUUGCCCCUGACCCUCCACCGAGAUGGAAUUUUAACAACAUUCAGCAUGCUCUGAUGAUGAUAUUCCGUGUGCUUUGUGGAGAAUGGAUUGAGCCACUGUGGGCCUGCAUGAAAGCCAACAAUGAACUCUGUAUGGUGGUCUUCCUGCCUGCUCUUGUGCUCGGCUACUUCAUCGUCCUGAAUUUGUUCUUGGCUCUGUUACUGAAUGCAUUUGCUACUGACUCCAUUCGCAAGCACAAAGAAACAAACCAGGAAGAAUCUCGACUAAAGUUGGCAUGGCAGAGAAUCAAAGGCCUUUGUUGUUGCUGCCUGGGCAAGAACAUAAACUCCAUAGAACCCAAGAAGAAUGGCAAGGCAUCAGAGGAAGAAUCUACAAAUGUGAUAGAUAUUGAUGAAAAUGGGAAGGAGGUUAAGAAUGCAGAUGCAGAUGCUGAUGCCAAACCCUCUACCAAUGGAGUAAAUACUAAAUCUGAGGACUCAAAGAAAACACAGUCAAAUGGGUCUGUCAAAGGCAAAAAUGUAAAGGAGGCCCAAGCAGCAUUUGAUACCACUCAAAAGAGGGCUCAGUUUUCAAGCUUUGAGGAGGCACGGCUGGCAGAGGCUGCAAGGAAGAAGAAUGGUGAAGACGAAGAUGGCCUUGCUCUCGGAGAUACUGCAUCCUCAUUGAAGAAAAACAAUGAAGUUGUGGUGCACAACUGCAUGCCCAAAAUCCUUGCUAAAAGGAUGCCCUGGUUGUCAAAGUAUGAUAAGCCUUCACGAUGGUACAGCAUGCGGAGGUUUUUGGUUAAAGUUGCUGACAACAAAGUAUUUGAGACAGCUGUUCUACUCACCAUCUUUGCAAGUAGCGUUACCCUGGCAUUUGAGGAUGUGACUCUUGAUGAGAAGCCUUCACUGAAGUUGGCGCUGUAUUACUUGAACAUCAUCUUCUGUAUUCUCUUCUCAAUUGAGAUGUUGAUUAAGAUGUUCGGCUAUGGCUUGCACAAGUAUUUUACAAGUUUUUGGACCAUACUGGACUUCUGCAUUGUGCUGAUAUCCAUCAUCAGCUUGAUAGCCGAAUCUCUGGGAAUAUCAAAUAUUGCAGCAUUUAGAUCUCUGAGAACCUUACGAGCCAUCCGACCUCUUAGAGCCAUCUCUAGAUGGCAGGGAAUGAAGAUUGUGGUGAACGCACUGAUGUUGGCCAUCCCAGCCAUUGUGAAUGUCAUACUUGUGUGCCUGGUGUUCUGGCUCAUCUUCAGCAUCAUGGGUGUCCAGUUCUUCUCGGGCAAGUUUUAUAAGUGCGUGGAUGCUAACUUGGAAAGAAUUGAUGCAGACAUCAUUGCCAACCGGAGCCAAUGCGAAGCAAACAGCCACCUGAACUACUCAUGGCGAAACUCCCAUGUCAACUUUGACAACGUCCUACAGGGUUAUUUGGCCUUGUUUCAAGUUGCAACAUUUGAAGGCUGGAUGGAGGUCAUGAUUGAUGCUGUAGAUGCAACUGAUAUUGAUCUUCAGCCAAAGAAUGAGAACAACUUUGCUGCCUAUUUGUAUUUUGUGGGAUUCAUAAUAUUUGGAGCCUUCUUCACACUCAACCUACUGAUUGGUGUCAUCAUUGAUAACUUCAAUGUGCUGAAGAAAAGGUAUGAAGGCAGCUACCUGGACAUGUUCCUCACCUCAAGUCAGCGCAACUACUACAACACUCUCAAGAAACUUGGCAACAAGAAACCUCAGAAAACCAUCAAAAGACCAAAGAAACAAUUUGCAGCCUUCUUCUACGAUGUGUCCAUCAGCAACAAGUUUGAGUUGUCUAUAGUGCUGAUCAUCUUCCUGAAUAUGAUCGUGAUGGGGAUUGAGCACUACAACCAGUCAGAUGCUGUGUCCCAGGUGUUGGACAUCAUGAACAUCAUCUUCACAACUGUCUUUACCCUGGAGGCCAUGGUGAAACUUAUCGGGCUACGGUGGCACUACUUCCGCCAGGCCUGGAAUGUCUUUGACUUCAUCAUUGUCAUCCUCUCUAUCCUAGAUAUUACCGUGAGCCAGUUACAGUCAGGUGUGGUACUGGAUGAUCUGCUCUCAGACGUGUUUGUGACUCCGACACUGCUACGAGUUGUCCGAAUCUUCCGUAUUGGUCGAGUUCUACGUCUUAUCAAGGCUGCCAAGGGUAUCCGUAAGCUUCUGUUUGCUCUCAUCAUCUCCCUUCCGGCCAUCUUCAACAUCGGUGCCCUGCUUUUCCUGAUUCUCUACAUCUAUGCCAUCAUUGGCUUGUCCUCCUUUGGCAAUCUAAAAAUUAAUGGAGCACUUGAUGAUAUUGUCAACUUCAGGACAUUUUUCAACUCAUUCAUGUUGCUGCUGAGAUUAGCUACCUCUGCUGGGUGGAACGAUAUCCUGGAUGCUAUGCUGAUUUCUCCCCCUGACUGUGAUCCAGACCACAAGACCUUGCCAAAUGGGACCUUGGUGAAGGAGACAUAUGGGGAUUGUGGCAUACCGUGGCUAGCCAUCCCGUUUAUGGUGACCUAUAUUAUCAUUAUCUUCCUCGUUGUUAUCAAUAUGUACAUAGCUGUGAUUCUAGAGAAUUUCAACCAAGCCCAUGAACAAGAGGAGGUUGGCAUCACGGAGGAUGAUUUUGAUAUGUUCUAUGUGGUUUGGGAGAGGUACGACCCUCAUGCUACCCAGUUCAUUAAAUAUGAACAACUCACUGACUUUGUGGCAGAUCUGGAGGAACCAUUUGGGAUAGCCAAACCAAAUGAGAUAGCUCUUGUGUCAUUUGACCUUCCAAUAGUUGAAGGAGAUAAACUACACUGCUUAGACAUCUUAAUGGCACUGGUAAAAAAUGUGUUAUCGGAUGUGGAAGAAACUGCAGAAUUCAGGGAGGCUAGAAAUCAGAUGGAGUUGAAAUUCCAGGCCGUCUUCCCCUCACGUGUCAACACGGUAGUUAAAUCAACCACCAUGCAGCGGAAGAAAGAGGAAGUAGCUGCUAAAACAUUGCAACAAGCCUGGAAGAGCUUCAAGACUCAGCGCUUGCUGAAGAACAUCACCGUUCAGGCCAUGCAGCAAAACCUGUCUCGUUCCAGCUCCCAGGACUCGCGGUCCCGGGCAAACAGCAUUAUGAGCCUCGGUCGUCGGCUCAGCAAUGCGCUCACGUCUUUCUUCAGUUCUUCAAGGCCCAGCAGUGCUGUCAGUCGGGCCAGCCUGAAAAGUGCACAAAACCAACACUUCUCGCCUAUCCGAAAGAAAAAUGUAUCAAAUACUCUUCAGGUUCCAUCUGUGAACACGCUGUACUCAAGUAGCAGUGACUUGGACAUCAAUCACCUUGACUUAUGAUGCGUGCUGUGAUUGACUAUACCUUUUGUAGCACUUGUUUACAGUGUGAAUGUUAAAUAAAUAUCUGUGUUUAUGGCAAGAUAAAUAGGGGCCAAAACAGGAAUAUAGGUCUUCAACCCUGACAAGAGCACCCAGAUGAAAGAAUGUGCUCCCAACUGCAAAACUUUGAUAAGAAUUGUUCACUGUGACUCUGGGAAGCAUUCAUAAAGUGCUGACCUGUCAUUUUAUGUACAGUAACCAUUGACAACAAACCACAUAACAGAGAAAGUGACUGGAUACAAGAGAUAAAGUGUGAAUAUUCUUCAGAGGAUAAUUUUCUGAAGUGACAAUGUGAUGGAUACCAAAAGCGAAAUCUUGCCGCCCAUUGGGUGAUGAAGUUGAUGCAAGUCUUGGUUAGAUGUUACUGGAAGAUGGAGUCAUCUAGCCCUGUUGGACGUGCUUUGGCAGACACUAUUGUAUUUGCAUAGCAUUCAUUCCAGCAGUACCACUCUCUUGGCACUGCAUGUGUACAGUGCAUGUAAUACAUGCAACUUUGUGUAUUCAGAUAGCCCCUAAAAGCCAAAGUGAAACCUUAGUGAACUGAUAAUACGGACCUCACUUUAACAUGUCCACAUGUUUUGUUAUUGUAAAUAGCAAUUCUGCAAGCCAAAGAUAUUCACUGUUAUUUCUGGAAGUGGUUUGCAAUCCCCAAGUGGGACUAUAAGGUUCAUAUUUCACAUUUAGAAUAAUCAAGUAUGAGUUUCAAAUUUGUUUUUACAAAACACUAUUCAUCGCUAUGUAUAUCCAUACAACAUAUUACUCUCCAUGGUGUGAAAUCAAAAUUAUUUGUUCAUUGCACAAGCACUAGAAACUAGACGUGUAGAAAUCAUCUUCCACCAUCCAUCUGUAAAAUGAUAAAAAUAUGAUAGUAAAUAAUGCGAUAAUUCAGUUCAAAGAAUUUUGCAAGUGAAGAAAGAGUUCUUAAUAUUCAAGUGUUGAUCUUACAUGCUGAGCAAAACAACAUGCAAACUCUAUUAAGUUACAUUAAUGCAUCAACUAAUUUAUGAUAUUAUUUAUCUUGUGUUAUAUUUGAUAAGUCAAUACUGAUGAUAAUAAACUAAGCAACUGUCAGAAUGGACAUCAGUACAAUUAGUCAGACCAUUUGUUAUCUCCUGGAUCACUGAAAAGACAUGUUCCAAAUGGGGAAACAAUAUUUUUGGUCUCAUCUUUUGCUGCCACAUGGCUUGAUCAAACUUAUCUGAUAUUUAUCUGUAAUCGAUUGAUAUGUAGUAAACAAUUACUGAUCUCUAUGAUCUGUAUCAAUAGCCAGGCCUAUCAUAAAUACUACUCACUAUCAUCAGUCCAGUUCAUCCCAUUUUGAAUGAUUUUGGCUUUUCCCAAUUCAAACUUGAUAUUGAUUUUGUAAUCUGCAGUUGCUUAACUUUUUACUAUAAGUUUAGGUUGUUGUUUUUCAAUAUUGUAGAUAAUAAACAACUUUGAGUUUCAGCUUCUCAUUAUGUGCCAAACUCAGUUUAAUGCAGACUAAUGUUUCCAUACAGUACCUUGUAUAUAUACCCACAACAAUAGCUUUCAUAUUGAUUAUCAUAUAUACUAUCCAGAUCAGUAUUCAUACUGUGGUAUCUAAACAUAAGGUUUUAUUUCAGACCAGUUGAACAUAUAUGCAAGUGCAUAUUGGAUUAAGUGUUUCUGGCAGAACCAAUAUUCAGCCCCCUGAGUCAUCCAAUAAAUGCAUAAGUCACCAGAAUCACCUCACAGUGUAAACUACUGCUCACAUUUAUUCUUAAAUUGUUAUGCUUGUCUUGAAUCUGUGAUAUUUUAUUGUUCUCAGUAAGCUAAUGGUGGCACUUUUGGCCACACUCAAGAAGUUGUUUGUCAUGCUUACUUAUUUAUCGAUCUUUGCAUGCAUUUUACUGUGAUAGAUAAAUACUCAUUUGGAAUGUCUAAAUGUCUUCCGACUUGACAACUGUUAAUAGUAGUGUCUGUCUGUUUUCAUGAAUUUGAAAUGAAGUAUGCCUGUGAGAUUGUACCAUGUGAUAUUGAGUUUUAAAAGGCUGAUUUACUUAGAAGCAUCUUUUUCUUCUUUAGUCUCUCUCUCCCCUCUACUUUCAAGAACUGUGUAUUCAGUGUCAUAUGAAAUAAUCAAAUUGAAAAUUGCCUCAUUCAAUAUUUCCAAUAUAUUUUAACAUGGAAUCUACUUGAAUUAGUAAAUGAGUAAAUUAUUGAUGUCAUAUUGUAAAUAUGCAAUUUGAAUAGUGACUUCAAUUUCUUCACAAAGCUGAACUGUGCCAUGAUUUUCUUCAUUAAAAUAUUCAUGUGCCACUAUUAAAUAUUAUUAAAAUAUCUUUACUACAUAGCUGUUUUAAGUCACAAAAACAAACAUUCUGUAGCUGUUUUCGAAAGUUUAUUGAUUUGAGUAAAUAUGUUUUGUAGAGUGAGCAGAAUAAUCUAUGUUACAGAUUCCCUUCAAUUAUGCAAGCAUGAGAUCCUAGAUAUGUGAUAUUAGAUGAUGCUGCUGCACAUUUCUUAGUCAUCUCACAGCCAUUUGGCUAUGUACUAUUGCUCACGGUCUGUAUUUGUUGCUCAUUGAUAUAUUAUUGUUCUUAUUGUUACAUAGGAUUUAUUUGUUUGUGUCUUAACUCUGAGAAGCAGACUUGUACGUUAUGGGAUUAGUGUCUGCAGUGACUCCAAUGAAACGUUCAUCUUUACAAGAGAAAGUAUCAAGGAGGUGAAAAUAACAUUGAAUGCUAAAUAAUGACUAAGUUGGGAAGAUGUCAUGGUUAAGUGUGAUGCUUUCUCUUGUCAACAUCCUCUGUAAUAUUUUGAGAAAACAAAUAAAUUUGGUACUUUAA
Molecule: messenger RNA, 9164 nt
Organism: Haliotis rubra (blacklip abalone)
Lineage: Eukaryota; Metazoa; Mollusca; Gastropoda; Lepetellida; Haliotidae
Product: sodium channel protein 1 brain-like
Exons: 29
Coding region: 424-6315 (1963 amino acids)
Biological process (GO): sodium ion transmembrane transport; neuronal action potential; membrane depolarization during action potential
Cellular component (GO): voltage-gated sodium channel complex; plasma membrane
Molecular function (GO): voltage-gated sodium channel activity
Source: RefSeq, a predicted model, not a curated record